This is a messenger RNA of Coccomyxa subellipsoidea C-169, 1335 nucleotides long. Its product is annotated as Zn-dependent exopeptidase. The coding region runs from base 1 to 1335 and encodes 444 amino acids. The transcript is spliced from 7 exons. Gene Ontology annotation, biological process: proteolysis. Lineage: Eukaryota; Viridiplantae; Chlorophyta; Trebouxiophyceae; Coccomyxaceae. Gene Ontology annotation, molecular function: zinc ion binding; metallocarboxypeptidase activity. The record is from RefSeq and is a predicted model, not a curated record.
AUGGCAGCUCCAGAGCCUCCAAGCCAGGUCAGGUAUGAAAAUCUGCCAGAUCCGGAGACAGAUGCCAGCCUACCAGUCGUCACCAUCACCGAUUUUGCAUCGGGGGAGGCUGGCAAGGAGGUCAUACUUCUGGUGGCCGGGGAGCACGCAAGGGAGCUCAUCACCUCGGAAAUCGUCUUCUGGCUGGGCAAGCUCCUGUCUGGCAAGGAUGACGAGCUGGCCGAUUGGACAGCAAUCCAGACUGCCACAGCUCAGGCAUGGAAACGCGGGUGGGCUAAGGGAACCUUGAAGGAAUGGGCGGAGGAGCUACUGGGGAAGGUCAUCUUCAAGAUCAUCCCCAUAGAAAACAUACAAGGACGGAAAGCUGUGGAGGGUGGAGACUUGUGCUUGCGCAAGACGACGGCGGGUGUGGACUUGAAUAGAAACUGGGAGUACGCCUGGAUCAAGGGAGAGGAGGGCAGUGAUGAGUAUGGGGGGCCCAAACCCUUCAGUGAGCCUGAGGCACGCAUCGUGAAGCUCAUCGCAGAAUCGACAAGGCCACAGGCCUUUGUGAAUCUGCACUCUGGGGAGUAUGCGGUCUAUGUGCCAUGGGACAGCAAGAAGGGCUUGGCUCCUGACUUACCCACCGACAUCAAUGAUGUACUGGAGAACCUGGAUGCAUAUUGUCAAUGCAUGCACGGCGCAGCUGGCGAUGUGGCAGGGUACCUGGCUUUUGGUAGCAGCAUGGACUACAUGUAUGAGAAGCUGCAUGUGAAGUACCCCCUCACGGUUGAGGUCUAUGGUCCAGAUGGGCUGGGGAAGACUGCAAUGGGAGGCCACCCCAGGCGAAAGCUCCAGGCAGCUGGUAAUAGCACAGCUGCCAAGCUGUUGGGUGCAGCUGCUGAUGGAAAGGACAGCAACGCAGGCGAUGCUGGCAGCAGAGCAAUGCUCCCAGGAAAACUGGCAGGCGGUCACAGGAAUGAGAGCGCUCUGGUAGAGCGGAGGCGAGCGCAGGAGUCGGGCAGUGCUGGAGUCACUUUGGCAACCAACCAGCAGCAGCAAGCGUUCCGCGUGCAUGCAGGGAUGCAGGGGCAGCAGGGGACGAGCAGCGAGGCGGCGGCGGCUGCGGGGGCUGACGGCGCGGACGCGGCGUCGCUGGGGCGGUGCCUGAGGGACUACAAUCCGAUGGAGACGGAGGAGUAUGAGAAGGUGGUGGCCACCUGGCUGGCCUCCCUGCUGGUGCUGGCCGACCACCUGGCGCAACACCCGGCCGCCACCUCAGCCGCGGCCGACGCCGAGCAGGGGCAGCUCCCCCUGCCGCCCACGCCCCCCUCCAAGCAGGAGCUCGCAGCGUGA